AUGGCAGGAGCCUCAUCAAAUCCGCUCAUUUCCACAGCCCGCGCCUCAGACACAAGCCCUACUGUACAACUACACCCGCUAGUGCUCCUUACGAUAUCAGACUGUAUUACGCGACAUACGCUACGACAGCAGACAGGACCGGUAGUUGGAGCUAUACUUGGCGCGCAAGAUGGUCAGAACAUCACAAUGGAGGUUGCUUUCCAAGCAAAGCUAAGGGCAAACGACGAUGGAGAGGUGGCUCUCGAUGACGAGUGGUUCGGCAAGCGUUUAGAAGACUUCAAAGACGUGCACAAGCAACCGCAACUAGACAUUGUCGGUUGGUUCACCCUCGGCCCCGCCUCAGGUCCAGAACCCCACAUCCUGCCCAUACACUCGCGCAUAUCAGAUCUCUACACGGAAUCACCUCUCCUUGUCCUAUUCCACCCCGAAAAUGCCUUUUCAGAAGCAACCGCUGCCGGCAAGUUACCCCUCACCCUCUACGAAUCUAUCUCCGUAAACACCUCGAGCGGUCCAGAUGAUAAAGCUAUGGACAUUGAUGGUGCAGUACAAGCAAAGUCGACCAAGUUUAGAGAGUUGGUAUACUCUAUCGAGACUGGUGAGGCGGAGAUGAUCUCUGUAGACUUUGUUGCCCGCGGAGGUGGCAAUGCAACCGCAGUCGAAGGCUCAGCAGAUGCAGCAGCGCCGAAAGCCGAGUCUUCGAAAGUUGAUGAGGCAGCUAGCAAGAAGGCAAUGCGAGGGAAACAGAAAGAUAAAGAAAAAGAAAAAGAAAAAGACACUCCUAUCGAUGAGUCGACCAUCUUAACUGUUGAAGAUGACGAGAUCCUAUCCUCACUCACCGCUAAGAUGAAUGCUCUCCGCAUGCUCAGCCGCCGCAUAUCCCUUCUCCGCGCAUACCUUGACACUCUUCCACCAUCAUAUCUCUCCGACCCGUCGCUCCCACUCAACCCUACCGUAGACGCCCAGCACCCGCUACCACUGAACCACUCGAUCCUCCGCAGCAUCUCCGCUAUGCUGGCCCGUAUCAACAUCCUGGCCCCACCAGAUUCCAAGGCUUUCAACCUCGAAUCGCAGCAAGAAGCGUCAGACGUGCAGCUCGUCAGCCUCCUAUCAUCGAUUACGACUUCUGUCUCGGCAGCCAGGGAGCUUGGCCAUAAGAGCAGUAUAAUCGAAUUUGGAAAAAAUCAGAACAAGAACCGUAUGGGUGUGGGUAGUAUAGGCGGCUACGGAAGUGGUGAUGGAAAUUUCUUCGGGACGGUAAUGGGUGGGGGAGGUGGGGCAGUCGACAGGUGGUGA
Messenger RNA from Cucurbitaria berberidis CBS 394.84, 1293 nucleotides. RefSeq lists its product as uncharacterized. Gene Ontology annotation, biological process: protein deneddylation. Lineage: Eukaryota; Fungi; Ascomycota; Dothideomycetes; Pleosporales; Cucurbitariaceae. Gene Ontology annotation, cellular component: COP9 signalosome. The record is from RefSeq and is a predicted model, not a curated record. The transcript has 3 exons. Bases 1 to 1293 code for a protein of 430 amino acids. Gene Ontology annotation, molecular function: metallopeptidase activity; protein binding.